UCCACAAACACCAUCCAAUCCAAUCAGAAUUCACCACCUUCAGCUCCCUCUCUCUCUCUCUCCGCUGUUUUUUUUUUUUUUGGGCUCUAUGGAUCUCUGUUCAAAGAUUUUUGACAAAGAAGAGGAAAAAUGUUUACACUAGUUAGAUUCAUUCCUUGAAGCCUGCUAGUUUACUUUUUCUUCAUUCUCAUCGUCUUUUCCCUUUGCUUCUUUUCUUUUCUUUUCAAUUUUUUUUCUGCUUUGUUGCUCAUACAUCAAGGGAAAAGGGGAGAAAGCACAAAACUUUCCAACUUUUUCCUUCACAAAAACCCGAGUUUCCUCUCUGAAUUUUGAGUACAGCCAUCCCACACCCUCUUCUUUGCCCCUCCCUUUUUUUCUCACUUGAGUUUUUCCAUCUUCCAGCUUCUUCAUAGACUUGCCAUGUUUGUUGUACCAUCUUUCAGUUUAUUUACCUAAUUUGGACAUCAAGAGUUUGAAGCUAGGAAAACAACUUCCAGUUCAUCUCACUUAUACACUUAUCCUGUUUUCUGAAUUCUACAAAGCUCCUCAAAUAUAUAUAUACAUAUAUAUUUUCUGAAACGUUUGAAUUCUAUUACUAGCUGCUCUUUUUCUACUCCCAUAUUCUGGAAGGAAAUCGAGGUUGAGAUUUUCCUAAGAAUCCAAACCUUCAACAAGAUAGUUUAACUUCCGUUAAUAAUACCGUUUGGUGGAUUUUCAUAAUUUUCCAAUAUUUUGUUUUGAUUUUCCAAAAGUGGGUAUUCUUUAGAUUCCUCAGGGAGGUGGCUGUACCAGAAAAAAAAAAAAAAGUAUUCUGAUUCCCCACAAAUGCUUCUUGAUUUAACACUGAUAAUGCCAUAGUAAAAUCUCCACCUCUCUGCAUUUUCCCCUACUGGAUUCUCUCUUUAUCUUGUUCUGUCUCUCCUCUCCUCUGUUUCACUGCAUUCAGAUAUCUUAUCUAGCUGAAUCCCCGAUGCAGCGCGAUUGCAAAAUCUUGUGAAGUGUAAUCAAAUUUCCUAGCAAUUCCCACUUUUUUCAGUUUCUGAUGAAGUGGGAGAUGGAGAUUUUACCCCCAGCUUCUUAUCUUUCGAAUUCGGGUUGGUUGGUUGAGGAGAGCAAGUCCACAAAGUGGACUCCUGCGGAGAACAAGGCUUUUGAGAAUGCUCUUGCAGUGUUUGAUAAGGAUACCCCAGAUAGAUGGCAAAAGGUUGCAGCAGUGGUUCCAGGGAAAACUGUGAUGGAUGUGAUUAGGCAAUACAAGGAACUGGUAGAAGAUGUGAGUAACAUAGAAGCUGGGCUAAUUCCAAUUCCUGGUUAUGGUACCUCUCCUUUUACUUUGGAAUGGGGGAGCGGUCAUAACUUCGAUGGAUACAAGCAAUCUUUCAUCGCAACUGGGAAGAGAUCCUCAGCUACUAGGCCUUCAGAACAAGAGAGGAAGAAAGGUGUACCUUGGACGGAAGAAGAGCACAAGUUGUUUCUGAUGGGGCUUAAAAAAUACGGAAAAGGGGACUGGAGAAAUAUCUCAAGAAAUUUCGUGAUCACAAGAACACCAACUCAAGUGGCUAGCCAUGCACAAAAGUACUUUAUCAGGCAACUUUCUGGUGGGAAAGAUAAAAGAAGAGCAAGCAUUCAUGAUAUAACAACAGUUAACCUUAGCGACAAUCAGAUCCCUUCUCCGGACAGGAAAAAAUCGUCGUCACCGGACACUUCGAAUGUGAUUUCCCAGCAGCAGCCGAAUUCUACUGCGAUGCACAAAAUGGCUUUCCAGUGGAAUCAGGGGAAUAGUAAUGGAGCAGUCAUGAAUUUCAACAUGGGCCAUGGAAACAUAUUCAUGCCUCCCCACGGAGUAAACUCCUGUGAUCUUAAAAUGCAGGGUCAGGAUUUGCAAAGAGGUACAAAUGGCACUCAUUUUUUAGUUUCCUAGCAUCGUAAGCAAAAGGUCUGGAGCAUUUGUUGUUGUUGCUGCUGCUAGGGAUGCCAAUUCGAGUGCAAGUUUGAGGUUGAGCCAACGCAACUGAAAAGAAACGGCCAUUUCAUUCUUAAAUCCUAAUGGACGCUCGACUCAAAUACACUGGCCGGCCGAGUCACGGAGCACUUGACUUGGAGUCCACUGUAGAAAAGUUUCGAAGAAGCCAUUUGAUUUCAGCAGCCCGUUCUAACUCCUAUUAUUGAGUAUUUUGACUACAAAUUUCUUGGUUGACCGUGGUUGACCGUGGAGGCGGUAGGCCUCUACAGUAGUAGAAGAUGAGUCUGAAUCCCACUAAUUGAAGCAUCGUAUGCUUCCUUUUUUCUUUUUCUUGUAAAUAAAAUGUUUUGAGCUCUUUUAAAGCGA
Molecule: messenger RNA, 2329 nt
Organism: Coffea arabica (coffee)
Lineage: Eukaryota; Viridiplantae; Streptophyta; Magnoliopsida; Gentianales; Rubiaceae
Product: transcription factor DIVARICATA
Molecular function (GO): DNA binding
Source: RefSeq, a predicted model, not a curated record